AUGUCUGACAAUGCUGAAACGACCCAAACCUUCUCUUCCAACCCCUCUUCAGAAUCCCGACACGAGUUCAACCAAGAUUCAGUCUCCCAGUGUCUCAAACUCGUCGAUGACUAUCGAAAGGGAACCAUCGAGAAGGGAACAGCCUUAUUGGAGAUUCAGAUCGUUCUCCAAGCCGCCAUCAGUCAAUCAGAUGUACUCACCCAACUCGACUUCAAACCGGGGUUCAUCCAUUUCCUUGAGUUACUCGACCACGCCUCAGAUGAGUCCUCGUCCGUCAGAGGAGCUAUCAAUAACGGGAAUGAACCCCGCAAUGAGCCUUCAAUCCAUUCACGACAAGGCUCGGUGGAGUCGGGAACUUCUAAAGAGAAAAACUUGCGAAAGAGAUUGCGCAGACGAGAUCUAUCCGAAGAGGAUGAAAGUAGUGAGUCAGGGAACGAGCAUGAGUACGUAUUGCGAGGGAAGAGACGGAAACUUACUACCGAACGAGCCUGUUUUUAUCCCUGGCUCGAACCCACGCUCUACCGUCACGUCUCAAGCAAACGAGCUGAAGAGCUCACCCUUGGCUGCUACGAGGAAUGGACCGAAGAAACCAAGUAUUACAGAGGGCAGGUCACUGCUACACCCGGAUGUCCUAGCUUCCCGUUGUCACAGUGGACCCUCUUACUUGAAGGACGCGCCCCAGACCUUGAAAAGGUGUUGUCCGGCCAUUACUCCACCAUCAUUGACCCCAAGCAAUCCCAAUCCCUCAGGAAAGGGUUUGAAAUCACCGUGUCUCAACCGACCACCACACACAAAGUUAAAACCUACGGCGAUUGGAGUAUUGCCACGGACUUAUGGAUCGAGGCACUUACUUUCAUCAUGCCGUGGAAGGAAGUUGAAUUACGAGGAUACAAGCGCUACCUCUCCAGCCUAUUCAUUGACGUGCACUACGCCCUUCACACCAGAAUCCUUGAUUUCGACAAAGCCUGUCGGCUUAAAAUUGAAGGACGAAAAUAUCUCCGCUUCGACGACAUUACUGAGUUCCGACGUCUCGAAGUCUCUCACUUAUCCUCCCUCGGAAUGGUCGCCUACGCCGACCUUCACCAACUCAGUGCCGGGUCAGGGGAAAAGGCCGUCUCGAAGGGAUCUGGUUUCGGGAAGAAAGGGAGGUCAGAUCAGUCAAGUCGAGGAGAAGCAUGUCAUAACUGGAACCGAGGGGCUUGCGACAAAUCGUCAGCCGAUUGUCCCCGCUUCCACGUUUGCAGUAGAUGUCGAGGAGGGCAUCAGCGGGGAUACUGCUCAAUGGCAAAGGCGGCUAAAUGA
This is a messenger RNA of Suillus clintonianus, 1302 nucleotides long. RefSeq lists its product as uncharacterized. The transcript has a single exon. The coding region runs from base 1 to 1302 and encodes 433 amino acids. The record is from RefSeq and is a predicted model, not a curated record. NCBI's taxonomy places the organism in Eukaryota, Fungi, Basidiomycota, Agaricomycetes, Boletales, Suillaceae. Gene Ontology annotation, molecular function: metal ion binding.